Messenger RNA from Tripterygium wilfordii, 700 nucleotides. RefSeq names its product probable phospholipase A2 homolog 1. Gene Ontology annotation, biological process: arachidonate secretion; phospholipid metabolic process; pollen development. Gene Ontology annotation, molecular function: calcium ion binding; A2-type glycerophospholipase activity. The record is from RefSeq and is a predicted model, not a curated record. The transcript has 4 exons. Bases 92 to 535 code for a protein of 147 amino acids. Lineage: Eukaryota; Viridiplantae; Streptophyta; Magnoliopsida; Celastrales; Celastraceae.
AAUCAUCAGACAGUGGAAGUGAACAACAAGAAGAGGAAGAGGAAGAGGAAGACGACACGAUUUGGAAGCGCGCAUUUCGAAUCACAAGACGAUGCUGAUGGAUGCGGGUGUAUUUAAUCCAACACGCGCCUCCGCAGUAUUCGCCUUCUUCUUCAUCUUCUUCGUCGCCGCGCACAGCGCCUCUAAUGAUUCCCAGGUCAAAUGUAGCAGAACUUGUGUUGCGGAGAACUGUGAUUCGGUUGGAAUUCGGUAUGGGAAGUACUGUGGAGUAGGAUGGACCGGAUGUCCGGGAGAAAAGCCGUGCGAUGAUGUCGAUGCUUGUUGUAAGAUUCAUGAUGAAUGCGUGGAGAAGAAAGGUUUGACUAAUAUUAAAUGCCAUGAGAAGUUUAAGAGGUGCAUAAAGAAAGUGCAAAAAUCUGGGAAGGUCGGAUUUUCUCGGGAUUGUCCGUACGAGAAAGCUGUUCCUACUAUGGUACAGGGAAUGGAUAUGGCCAUUUUAUUCAGUCAAUUCGGUAACCCUAAGAUUGAACUUUAACUUUCCGAUUGUUUGGAUGGGCAUUGCCCAUGUCAUUAAACAUUCGCUUUGUAUUCAACAAGCAUGAAUUUUGAGAAUUUUGAGGAGUCUUUAUGCUCUCACUAAUUUAUGUUGUUUGACUGAAAGACUUAUGAAUGAUAUUGACUUCAAUAUUUGUCAUUGGAA